Molecule: messenger RNA, 1729 nt
Organism: Manduca sexta (tobacco hornworm)
Lineage: Eukaryota; Metazoa; Arthropoda; Insecta; Lepidoptera; Sphingidae
Gene: pck
Exons: 5
Coding region: 177-905 (242 amino acids)
Biological process (GO): septate junction assembly; regulation of tube size, open tracheal system
Cellular component (GO): membrane; septate junction
Source: RefSeq, a predicted model, not a curated record
GGUUUUGUGAGUUGAUAACACUGAUCGUAACGACAACAAAGUUUUGACAAUUGACAGUUAUAAGCGUUCAAUAACUUGUGUUUUACUUGCUGAUAUAAAUUUGGUAUAUUAAGUUAUUAUAAGACUUAUUUCGACCUUUAUUACCGAUCGAUUGUCAUAAAAGACAAGCAGUAAUAAUGACUGCUGCCGACAAUGAGUAUCCGAAGGCAUCCAAUGCCACCCUCAUUGGUGCCAGCAUCACAUAUGUGGCGGGGCUAUUCCUGCUGUUAUCUUUUGCCGGUCCAUACUGGAUAGAAUCCUAUUCAGAAAUGUUCUCAUCAUUCAAGCAUAUGGGUCUGUGGGAGUACUGUUUUGACAAUUUUAGGUACCCACCUUAUCAGUUGGACAAGUUGUUCAAUGGCUGCCAUUAUGUAUUUAGCCAUGAAUACUAUGUAAUUAGAGAAUAUCUGUUGCCUGCUUGGCUGAUGGCGGUACAAUCAUUUGUUACUUUGGCUCUGAUGCUUUCAUUUACUGCUCAAGUACUGCUUGCGUGUGUCAUUGUACGCUGGCCUUUACGCACUGUUCUAAGAUAUGAAUGGAUUUUUGUAUCUGUUGCAUUUGGAAUGGUGGCAAUCUCAAGCUUAUUCCUUUUCCUGGCAGUGGCUAUAUUCGGAGGCAAUUGUUACCGCCGAGAUUGGAUGAUAUAUCCUUCUUUCAAUGUAUUAUCAUGGUCUUAUGCAUUUGCUGUUGUAGCAUUUAUUUUGUUUGGUUUUGCAGCAAUUUUACUUUAUCUCGAAUCACGCAAACUGUAUGAAUUGCGCUCUGAGGCAAAGAAUCUUGUGGCUCAAAUGCAACACAGCCAGCCUGAACACGCUCUCAAUCAAUUCAGAGACCAACUGCACCAGCAGAGGCAGUGGAAUAUGUAAUUAUGAUUAUAUUUCGUGUUACAAAGAUAUUUUAAACUUAAUGAUCUUUCUAUUUUAUGACAAAUGAAAGCCAUUCCAGUAUGGAUGUACCAAAAAGGUAUUUAGAGUGAUAAGUUUUUAAAAAAGAUUGUAAUGAAUUUUAUAUUUUAACUAACAUGAAUCUCAUUCUGAAAAUUAUCGCCGUCCGUUAUAAAGUGAUUGAUAUUUUUACACCAAUAAUAAUAUUAUGUAGGUACUUUGAUAUAAAUGUGAUUGACUGUAAGUGCCCUUAUUGUGUUAUUUUUAAUACAUUAGUGCAUCCACACCGCAGUUAUUUAUUUCAUUUUAGAUAAGUGUGUUCAAAUUCUAUCAAGAAUUAGACUAAAUUAAAAAACAAUCAUAUUAUAUAGAUUAGUUUUAAUGUGGAACAAUUUAUUUGAGUUUGAAGACAACGGAAAUCGCCAACAAACUGUACAUUAAUACAAUUUUACCUCAUUAUUUGUUACAGGUGCAUUUAAAUUGUGUUACUUAUUAACAUAUUUUUUUAAAAACAAAUUCUAUAUAAAUAAACUGGGGUGUGAAUGGAUCAUAAUGUAUAUUGUAUUUUGAUUAGUAGAAAUAUGAUUAAUUUUGGUAUUCAAUAAUAAGGAAGACGAAAGCAGAAAAAUAAUUACAAACAUUUAAAUAUUUAGUAUAAAAUGUUCUAGGAUUUUCUCACAAAACUGCAGUUUUUAUAGAUUUAAUAUUGUAAAUGUAAUGGCUCUUUUAUAGAUCAUGCUGUCCCUAUCUUGUAAUGAGACUUUAACCUAAUCUGUUUCCAUAUUAUACUGAUAGCAAGUUUUUUA